AUGGACGUGGACAGCCACGGCGGCAAGAAGCGCAAGGCAGAGGAUCUCCCAGAAGAGGCACAGCCGCCACGCCGAAUCAGAGCCCUGGACCCGGCGGUCGUCAACAAGAUCGCUGCUGGUGAAAUUAUUGUGGCGCCGGUCCACGCGCUCAAGGAGCUCAUCGAGAAUGCCGUCGACGCCGGCUCAACGGCCAUCGAGAUUGUCGUCAAGGACGGCGGCCUGAAGCAGCUGCAGAUCACUGACAAUGGCGGCGGCAUCCAGCGGGAAGACUUGCCCAUUCUGUGUGAGCGGCACACGACGUCCAAAAUCACAAAGUUUGAAGACCUCACCACGAUUGGCACUUAUGGCUUUCGAGGAGAGGCCUUGGCAAGCAUCAGCCAUAUUGCCCACUUGAGCGUCACCACCAGAACCAAAGACUCUGAUGUCGGGUGGCGGGCGCACUAUCUCGACGGAAAGCUUGCACCGCCAAAGCCAGGCCAGCCCGCGGAACCCAAGAUGAUGGCUAGUCGGCCAGGGACCCAGAUUACCGUCGAAGACUUGUUCUUCAACGUUCCGACGCGACGCAGAGCUUUCCGCUCGCACGGCGAAGAAUUCAACAAGAUCAUUGACAUGGUCGGUCGCUACGCCAUCCAUUGUGCGGGAGUUGGCUUCACGUGCAAGAAAGGGGGCGAGGCAUCGAACACGCUCUCCAUACAGGCCCAGGCCUCCCCAACCGACAGAAUACGUCAGAUUCAUGGUAGCAAUGUAGCGAAUGAGCUGAUUGAGUUUUCUACUUCUGCGGACCGUUGGGGCUACACCGCCCAUGGUAUUGUCACCAACGCAAACUACCACAUCAAGAAGACGACAUUGUUGCUGUUCAUCAAUCACCGGGCCGUCGAGUCAGGAAACAUCAAGAAGGCCAUUGAACAGGUCUACGCCAGCUACCUGCCAAAAGGGGGCCAUCCCUUCGUCUACCUGAGUUUGGAGAUUGAUCCCGGGAGGGUGGAUGUCAAUGUGCACCCGACGAAGCGAGAAGUCCACUUUUUGAACGAGGACGAAAUCAUUCAAGAUGUGUGCAACAAGAUAGAGGAGGAACUCGCGGCAGUCGACACGAGCCGAACAUUCAAGACUCAGACGCUUUUGCCGGGCGCCAUGCAGUUUGAAGACGCGCACCCAGACGAUGCUGCACCGGCCACGCCGAAAUACAUGAUUACCGGCAAAGCGAGGCGGAACUCCAAUGAACUCGUUCGGACAGACACAUCGAUGCGCAAGAUCACCAGCAUGUUUCUGCGGGCAGAUUCUGGAGAGUCUGGAAGAGCUGGAGUCGGAGCAGAGGAGCCGCUGGCCGCCCCUGAAAAUAUCGAGUAUGAGGAGAGCGAUCGGGAGCCGAUGCUCUGCCGCCUGAGGAGUGUCAAAGAGUUGCGGGGCGAAGUACGUGACGACAUGCACCACGACUUGACGGAAAUAUUUACGUCGCAUACCUUUGUCGGCAUAGUGGACGAGAGCCGGCGGCUGGCUGCGAUACAGAGCGGCAUCAAGUUGUAUCUCAUCGACUACGGGCACACCUGCUACGAGUAUUUCUACCAGCUGGGGCUCACAGACUUUGGUAACUUUGGCACCAUCCGAUUCAGCCCACCGCUGAGACUUGGCGAGCUCCUGACAAUGGCGGCGGAGAAGGAGAAGGAGAUGUUGGGAGUGUCAGACGAGGAUUUCGAUGUCGAAGCAAUUGUGAACAAGGUGGCGAACCAACUCAUCGAGAGGAGGGAGAUGCUCUUGGAGUAUUUCUCUCUCGAAAUUUCGCCGACCGGCGAGCUCGUCUCUAUUCCUCUGAUGGUCAAGGGGUACACGCCUUCUGUGGCCAAGCUGCCGCAGUUCCUCCUGCGGCUCGGGCCCAACGUCGACUGGACGGACGAGAAGGCCUGCUUCGACUCGUUCCUGAGGGAGCUGGCGACGUUUUACGUCCCUGAGCAGCUCCCCGCGGCGUCGCCCAGCGGGACGGCGUCGUCCCCGCAAGAGGAGGAAGAGGUCCCGGCCGAGGUCCGGACGAGGCGCCAGUACGUCAGGUGGGCGGUCGAGAACAUCUUCUUUCCGGCGUUCAAGGCGCGCUUGGUGGCGACACAGUCUCUGAUGAAGGGGGGCGUCUUGGAAGUGGCUAGCCUGAAGGGGCUGUACAAGGUUUUUGAGCGGUGUUGA
Molecule: messenger RNA, 2172 nt
Organism: Purpureocillium lilacinum
Lineage: Eukaryota; Fungi; Ascomycota; Sordariomycetes; Hypocreales; Ophiocordycipitaceae
Product: DNA mismatch repair protein
Biological process (GO): mismatch repair
Cellular component (GO): MutLalpha complex
Molecular function (GO): mismatched DNA binding; ATP-dependent DNA damage sensor activity; ATP hydrolysis activity
Source: RefSeq, a predicted model, not a curated record